Messenger RNA from Neurospora tetraspora, 438 nucleotides. Its product is annotated as peptidase S24/S26A/S26B/S26C. The annotation marks the transcript as partial. Gene Ontology annotation, molecular function: serine-type endopeptidase activity. Gene Ontology annotation, cellular component: membrane; mitochondrial inner membrane peptidase complex. The record is from RefSeq and is a predicted model, not a curated record. NCBI's taxonomy places the organism in Eukaryota, Fungi, Ascomycota, Sordariomycetes, Sordariales, Sordariaceae. The transcript has 2 exons.
UUCCGCGUCCUCUUCUCCACCUUCAAACUGCUCGCCUUCACCCACCUCUUCCUCGAGCACGUCCUAUCCAUGGCUCCGGCCUCCGGCCCCUCCAUGCUCCCCACCUUCGAAGUGGUAGGCGAAUGGCUGGUUGUCUCGCGGUUCCAUAAAUAUGGGAAUGGAGUGAAUGUGGGCGAUCUGGUGGUUUACCAGAUCCCGAUUAGUACGAGUGGGGAGUUGGGGGUGAAGAGGAUCAUGGGGAUGCCGGGGGAUUAUGUGUUGGUUGAUACGCCGGUCCCAGGGGGAGGGACGGUACCGGAAGGUCAUUGUUGGGUGGUGGGCGAUAACUUGACGGCUUCGCGCGAUUCGAGGACGUUUGGCCCUGUGCCGCUGGCCUUGAUCAGGGGCAAGGUGUUUGCCAAGAUUCAGUCGAACUGGCUCCCUAAGCUGAUUAGAAAC